AUGGUGGCAAAUGAAGAUCAGAGACGUGCCCUGGAGCCUAAAGACUCAGGCUGCACGGAGGCUGACCAUGAACGCCGCAGCCCCGCAAGGAGAACCGGGCGCCGGCGCCCCCGUAGCCGCUGCUUCCGAGGCGGGGAUUCGAACACGGACCAGCGCCUCCGCUGGGCCCCCGGCCAGGCCCCGCGGGGUACAGUGCCCCGCGGGCGCCGGGCUCCCGCUCACUCGGGCCGCAGCAGAAGCGCCUGUGGGACCCAGGGGAGCCGCCCCGGAAAGCCGGGGCCCGCCCACGGCACCGCGCGGGCCAAUGGGGCCCCGCCGCCCGCCGGCCCCGGCCCCUCUGCCAGGGCCCCGUCGCAGGCGCUCCGGAGGCGGGGGGAUUCGCGGCGCCGCCAGGCCGCGCUCUUCUUCCUCAACAACAUCUCCCUGGACGGACGGCCCCCGAGCCUGGGCCCGGGCGGAGAGAAGCCCCCGCCGCCGCCGCCCGCCGAGGCCCGCGAGCCGCCCGCGCCGCCGCCGCCGCCGCCGGGCGGCCUUCCAGGGCUGCCCGGGCCCGCGGGCAGGGCGUCGGCGCCCCAGGGCCUGCUCAGCCCGGCGCCCGGCCCCGCGCCCGCCAGCCUCAGCCUCGGCCUGGGACUCGGGCUGGACGUGCAGCGCCAGAGAAGGCGAGUUGCCUCCCAGCGCUGCUCUCUCGAGUUCCUGGAAGAUGCUGUGGGGUGCACCUCAGUUCAAAGAACCAAACACAUAUCUGGAUCCCCAAGACACAAGGGCCUGAAGAAGACUCACUUCAUCAAGAACAUGAGGCAGUAUGACACAAGGAACAGCAGGAUUGUGCUCAUCUGCGCCAAGCGGUCCCUGUGUGCAGCCUUCUCAGUGCUGCCCUACGGAGAAGGCCUGCGGGUCAGUGACCUCAGGGUGGACAGCCAGAAGCAGAGGCACCCCUCCGGUGGCGUCUCCGUGUCUUCUGAGAUGGUCUUUGAGUUGGAAGGCGUCGAGCUGGGAGCAGAUGGGAAGGUGGUGUCUUAUGCCAAGUUCUUGUACCCUACCAACGCCCUGGUCACACACAAGACGGACAGCCACGGCCUGCCGCCCCAGCCCCGGCCCAGCAUCCCCCGUGCUCUGCCAGGCUCAAGAUACAAACCAGCUCCAGCCAAGUCAGCGCCAGCCGGCACGGAACUAGGGAGUGACGCAGGGGACGCGCUGGAGUAUAACCCCAACCUCCUGGACGACCCACAGUGGCCCUGCGGCAAGCACAAGCGAGUCCUCAUCUUUGCCUCCUACAUGACCACGGUGAUAGAGUAUGUGAAGCCCUCUGACCUCAAGAAGGACAUGAAUGAGACUUUCCGAGAGAAGUUCCCGCACAUCAAACUGACGCUGAGCAAGAUCCGGAGUUUAAAACGGGAGAUGCGGAACCUCUCUGAGGAGUGCAGCCUGGAGCCCGUGACGGUGUCCAUGGCCUACGUGUACUUCGAGAAGCUGGUCCUGCAGGGCAAACUCAACAAGCAGAACCGCAAGCUGUGCGCUGGGGCGUGCGUGUUGCUCGCUGCCAAGAUCAGCAGUGACCUCCGCAGGACUGAAGUGAAGCAGCUCAUCGAUAAGCUAGAAGAAAGGUUUCGAUUCAACAGACGGGAUCUAAUUGGGUUCGAGUUCACGGUGCUGGUGGCCUUGGAACUCGCGCUCUACCUUCCCGAGAGCCAGGUGUUACCUCAUUACCGACGCCUCACGCAGCAGUUCUAGCCGAGGCUGGCCUCCGCAUGCCGGGAGGCUGGCCUCUGCUGCCGAGACAGCCCCGGUGCAGGCACUCACACGCGGGCCAGGGAGGUGUUCCCAGGUACUGCAGGGCACGCCCGCCGGUCCCCACUUCAGCACCCACCUGGCGGGGACCCACCUGCCCUCUGUGACUGACGACCCUGUCUGCACACC
This is a messenger RNA of Odobenus rosmarus divergens (Pacific walrus), 1920 nucleotides long. RefSeq names its product Cdk5 and Abl enzyme substrate 2 (gene CABLES2). Bases 1 to 1734 code for a protein of 577 amino acids. NCBI's taxonomy places the organism in Eukaryota, Metazoa, Chordata, Mammalia, Carnivora, Odobenidae. Gene Ontology annotation, biological process: regulation of cell cycle. The record is from RefSeq and is a predicted model, not a curated record. The transcript has 13 exons.